GGGACAUGGGCAGGUCUCUGUGUGUGCAUGUCUCUCUCUCUCUCUGUCUCGCUCUCAGGCACUCAAUACUCGCCCGGACUCGCUUUCAAACACACAUACUCUCCCAGGGACGCUGCGCAGCUCACACACACACACACACACACACACACACACACACACACACACCACAAAGCACACGUGCCCUCUCACACACACGCUACAACACACACGCACACUCCCACACCCAGGCAGUGUUAGAAACCUCUCUCUCUCUCUCUCUCUCGCUGGUUUCUCUCCGUCACUGAAGAUGCUCUGGCGGGAGUUGAGUUUGGCUCUGGUCCUCUGGGCUCUCACGGCGACGAGCAUCCCGUCCACCAACAUCAAGAUCACACGCGCCCUGCCUCUGCAGCUUCCAGACUCAGCCCCCCCUGCCUCCUGCCCUCUGUUCUGGACAGAGUUUGACGGGAGCUGCUACCGGUUCUUUCCCCUCAACAGGACCUGGGCGGAGGCUGACCUGUACUGUGCGGAGUUCUCCAACGGCCUGAAGUCAGCCAAACUCACCUCUAUUCACAGCUGGGGGGAGAACGUGUUUGUGUACGAUCUGGUCAACAGUCGCAUUCCAGGGAUCCCAACUGACAUCUGGAUAGGCCUUCACGACAGGAGACAGGAGGGCACUCUGGAGUGGACAGACGGCAGUAACUAUGAGUACAGCUACUGGGAUGGUAACCAACCAGACGACGGCAUUCACCGCAUCCCUGUGGAAGAGGACUGUGUGGAGAUCUGGUACAGGCAGAACAGUGCACUGAGAUCGUGGAAUGACAACAGCUGUGACAAGGCCUUUCCCUUUGUGUGUAAGAUCCCCACACUGGACAACUAGACCCACGGGGCCCGUUAACACACACACACAGACACACACACAGACACACACACACACACACACACAUAAACACACAAACAGACACACACACAGACACACACACAGACACACACAAACAGACACACACGCACACACACACACACACAUAAACACACAAACAGACACACACACAGACACACAUAAACAGACACACACGCACACACAUAAACACAGACACACACAGAGACUAACAAAGAGCUCUGCUGCUUUCACAGUCAAAGCGUAUAUUCAGUUGUUGCUGUAGUUCUUCACCUCUCCCUCCUCCAUUCCCUGUCAUUCCGUUCCGACGUCAUUUAUCCCUCCACCGCCGUUGAUUUGACCCCAUAGAAAUGUGUGGGCAAGAUGGCAUGAUGCUGAGGUGACCUGCCUCGAUGUGGCCCCAUGUUGAGGUGACCUCAACAUGGGCUAAGUGGGCUCCAGUGUGCGUGAAGCACACUGGAGCACACUUAGCACUUCGAAACACAUUGUCGUAACAAAUGUUUUAGGAUUAAAUGAUGUAAACAUAGAAAGUCCACAACUUUGUUACCGCCUCCUCCUUGUUAUAAGCCUAACACCAAACCAAGUUUGUUUCACGUGGGAGAAAUUAAGAUGUCCCACAAGUGGCUGUGGAGGUAGUCCCCUAGCAACCCUGUUUCUUGACACUCUGAGGCAGUGACUUGGCGGAUCAGAUGAAUGAGUAGUGUGCUGGGAUGUAAAGUGUUUGUGUAAAGGGACGUAUCUGUACAUUGUAUGAGCCGUUAUGAAUACUUUUACAUAUUAAUAAAAAAAACACCAAACUUGAAGACAUGCUUUGAUUUUCA
Osmerus eperlanus (European smelt) is the source of this 1695-nucleotide messenger RNA. RefSeq names its product C-type lectin domain containing 19A (gene clec19a). Gene Ontology annotation, molecular function: signaling receptor activity. The coding region runs from base 287 to 856 and encodes 189 amino acids. The record is from RefSeq and is a predicted model, not a curated record. NCBI's taxonomy places the organism in Eukaryota, Metazoa, Chordata, Actinopteri, Osmeriformes, Osmeridae. The transcript has 5 exons.